AAACAAUGCUGCUUCUCCUCAUUCUCGUUGCCUGCAGUUGCUCCAAUGGGGUCUUGAGCCUUGCCGAGAAGGAGCUUCUCUCGCUCAAACGGCUUCCAACGGCGCCCGCCCCGCCCCGCUUCUUGCACAAAUCAAAGAGUGGUGCAACCAUACUGGAAAUGAGGCACAGGAAGCACCUCCAGAAAGGGCUGAUUCUUGAUGAUGUUCGAGUUGAAUCCAUUCAAUCGCGAAUCAAGAACAUCGUCUCCGGCCAUGUAGAAUCAUCACAAGCUCGUGUUCCUAUAAGUUCGGGCAUCAAGCUUCAGACACUAAACUACAUUGUGACAGUGACAUUAGGCAGUCGAAACUUAACUGUGAUCGUGGACACGGGGAGCGACCUCUCUUGGGUGCAAUGCCAGCCCUGCAGGCUGUGCUACACUCAGCCGGAGCCCCUCUUCAACCCGUUGGUGUCGCCCUCGUACAGGUCGGUGCAGUGCAACUCGCAGCCCUGCCAAACUCUGCAGUCCAACACAGGAAACUCGGGGUUAUGUGGGAGCAAUGCACCUAGAUGCAACUAUGCAGUUACGUAUGGCGAUGGAUCAUAUACCCGCGGUGAGCUAGGCAGAGACCGGCUCACUCUUGGAACAACUCCGGUCGAGGACUUCGUGUUUGGAUGUGGGAGAAACAACAGGGGUCUAUUUGGUGCAGCUUCUGGCCUAAUGGGACUAGGCAGGAGUGAUCUCUCACUCAUUUCUCAAACUAGUGAUGUAUUUGGUGCAGUUUUCUCCUACUGUUUGCCCGAUUCGGAUUCCGGAACAUCGGGUUCGUUGAUACUAGGAAACGAUACAUCAGUUUUCAAGAACACCACUCCUAUUUCUUACACGAGGCUCGUUCCGAAUCCUCAGCUGUACAGCUUCUACAUUCUGAACAUGACAGGAGCUACCGUGGGAGGGGUGCCUCUGCAGUCCCUGAGUUUUGGGGGAAACGGGGUCUUGAUCGACUCAGGGACCGUGAUCACGAGGCUGCCCCCGUCUGUCUACACAUCUGUGAAGGCUGAGUUCUUAAGACAGUUCACCGGUUACCCCUCUGCACCGAGCUUUUCGAUUCUCGACACCUGCUUCAACCUGUCAGCAUAUGAGGAGGUCAACAUACCUACACUUAAGAUGCAGUUUGAAGGAGAUGCAGAGAUGAGUGUGGACGUAACCGGGAUGUUCUACUUCGUCAAGAGGGACGCGUCUCAGGUGUGCUUGGCACUUACGAGCCUCGCCUAUGAAGACGAGAUUGGAAUCAUAGGGAAUUAUCAGCAGAGGAACACAAGAGUCAUAUAUGAUACCAAGCAGAUGCAAGUGGGAUUUGCAAAGGAAGUAUGCAGCUUCAAUUAGACACAGAAAUGAGAGAGAUUGUGAUUCAGAAAAUUCAGUGGCAAAGCCAUAUGAAUAUGGACACAUACAGCUAGAAAGGUUUGAUUUCCACAAUUUGAAUUUGUUGUAUGGAGUGGUAUAGAAUAUAUGAAGAUUGAUUUAGUCUUA
Messenger RNA from Salvia miltiorrhiza (redroot sage), 1508 nucleotides. Its product is annotated as aspartyl protease family protein At5g10770. Gene Ontology annotation, biological process: proteolysis. Gene Ontology annotation, molecular function: aspartic-type endopeptidase activity. The record is from RefSeq and is a predicted model, not a curated record. The transcript has 2 exons. Lineage: Eukaryota; Viridiplantae; Streptophyta; Magnoliopsida; Lamiales; Lamiaceae. Bases 6 to 1361 code for a protein of 451 amino acids.